This is a messenger RNA of Chenopodium quinoa (quinoa), 2206 nucleotides long. RefSeq names its product CDT1-like protein a, chloroplastic. The record is from RefSeq and is a predicted model, not a curated record. NCBI's taxonomy places the organism in Eukaryota, Viridiplantae, Streptophyta, Magnoliopsida, Caryophyllales, Amaranthaceae. Gene Ontology annotation, biological process: regulation of DNA-templated DNA replication initiation; mitotic cell cycle; DNA replication preinitiation complex assembly. The coding region runs from base 53 to 1531 and encodes 492 amino acids. Gene Ontology annotation, molecular function: DNA binding; DNA polymerase binding. The transcript is spliced from 7 exons. Gene Ontology annotation, cellular component: nucleus.
UCAGAUCUGUUUUUUUAGUACCGUAAUAAACCUAAACUUACCCUAGUCGAAAAUGGAAUCACAGCCGUCGGAUUCACUCAAAAUGCCGGAAAAAACUUCGCCGGCGGAGAAACCUCUACUGUCCGAUCAAAUUAGCUCCAGAACUCCGACGAAGCUUCCACAUCCUCCUCAAAGAUUCAAACUUCAUCGCCGUUCUGUUCGAUUGCCGGAAAAGUAUGAGACAUUAUUGAAGUUUUUCGAUGCAUUGGAUGCUUCGUUGAAAUUGCUUCGCUUGCGGAAUUCAAUUCCUUUGUUUGGGAAGAUUAGGCUUAUGAUUGAAAAUAUGUCUGAGAGGAGGUUUACUCAUCAACAUUUGGCGCAAUUGAAGUUUCUUUUGCCAGAGGAGAUUGGAAUCAGAAAAGUCUUGAUGGCUGACGAGGAGACUCGCUGCAUGGAACAUGAUCUUCAUCUCUCAUUGACUAUCAAUAGGACGACCCGUGAAGACAAAAGGAAGCGAGGAAGUAAGAACCCCUGUUUGAGGGAUCUCUUCAUUUCAAAGCUUUUGGAUUUUGCAAGAGAUCAUCCUGAGGGUACUGAUAUACCUGAGGAGAGUCUUCCUGAGUCAUUUAACCAGAAGAAGCAUGAUCUGCUGUUACGUUCCUUCAAACAAUCAAGUGCAAGCUCUCGCAUUCAGAAAUUUGCCAGUGUAGCAGAGUCAGACGCAGCUCAAGCAACCCAUUUUUCUCCAUCUUUCAGGAAGCAUUUUUCAAUGGGAGGCUCAUACAGUAAAUCAAGGAACAGUCUCCAGAGUCCAUCAGAUUUCUCAGACCAAUUACAAUCGAUGUAUAGUUCUAAUCCAUCUUUGGACAGAGAUGAAGUGGAAUCUGUAACUCUUCAACCUGAGACUGUGUCAUGUAGGCUACCUGCUGGUCAAAUCAAGCGGAAACCUUUUGUUGACAGUGAAAUUUGUUCUGCACAUAGUGCUAAGAUGAAGCAGGGAACACCUAUGAAACAUGCUGAUACUCCUAUCAAGCCAGCCACACCAACUUUGCAAACACCUAAGAGGUUUAGGCUGAGUGCAGAUAAAUCAUCUGAUCUGCCUUCUUGCGCUAGGUCACUUAAAUUCGAGGGCCCUUCGGGAUCUGUAAAUAUUGAUCUUCAAGUUGAUGAUGUUGAAUGCUCUAAUAAUAUUAGUGACAUUCUUCCUGAGAACCUUUUACAAUCGAUAAAGGCGAAAGAGAAAAGAAGCAUAGAGCUGGCAAAGAGGAAACAGAUGAUUAAGUGCCUUCCUAAGCUGUUCGACAGAAUUUAUAUAUUGUUUCAGAAUCCCAAGUUUUCAGCUAUAAAAAAAGAGGCACUAAUUCGCAACCUGACUGAGUGUCAUUUGGACAUUACUGAUGAAAGUGAAAUCGAGGAACAGCUAAAACUACUGCAAGAAUUUAUCCCUGAAUGGGUAGUCUGUAAGUUUUCACCUUCGGGAAACGUAUUUUACAGAAUCAACAAGACAUUAGACCUAAAUUCGUUACGACUGACACUUGAUAAAGCUAUUUGAUGACUGACGAGUGCUCCUAUAACAUAAUCCAUGGUAAAUAUUGUUUUUAAUGUCACCUUUUCAGAACUAUAGGUAGCUGAACAUUAGAAUGUAUCUAUCUCUUUGCAAAUUUGUACACGAGGGAUGUUUUGGUAAUCUUAGUAUCACAGACUUGGUUCCCUCAAGUCUCUACAAGGGUUGUAAGUUAUCCCAGGGGCAGAGCCCUUUACCACUUUUUUCACUCUUUUGUCAUGUUCAAUGGCAAAGUCGUAGCUGAAAAGACAAGACCAAUCUAAGUUUUUGUAUAAUUCCCUCGUCUUCCAAGUUAAUAUCUUUAAAAUAUCAUGUGUUAAGCCUUAGCUUCGAUUUGCUUUGUUAUAAGUUCAGAAGACAUCCAAAUAAUGUUGCUCUCUUGAGUUGUAUGAUCUAUGGUGGUUUAGGUUGGUCAGUACUUAUAUGGGCCGUUGUCUAGGUAUUGGUAGAUCUGUCAGAACUUGACACGACCCGAAAUACUGACUUAAAUCCGAUUAUUAACCGGAAAAAUAGUGAUCCAAACCCGACAUGAAACCAACCCUAGACCCGAGUAUGUGAGACCUGAACCCGAACAUGAACCGACCUGGAGAUUACUUGACCCAAAUUCAACCCAACCUGUUACAAACCUGACCCGAUUAAACUCGACCCGACCCGUUCCUAACC